Messenger RNA from Eurypyga helias (sunbittern), 492 nucleotides. Its product is annotated as tektin-3-like. The record is from RefSeq and is a predicted model, not a curated record. Lineage: Eukaryota; Metazoa; Chordata; Aves; Eurypygiformes; Eurypygidae. The annotation marks the transcript as partial. Gene Ontology annotation, biological process: cilium movement involved in cell motility; cilium assembly. Gene Ontology annotation, cellular component: sperm flagellum; nucleus; microtubule cytoskeleton. The transcript has a single exon.
AUGUACACCCAUCCAAGACCAAGAACUAACUUUAUGCCUCCCAUCAACACCAUGUCUUCAUCCUAUAAGAACCGUUUUCCUUACCAGAACCCCUUUCCUCAGAGCUACAACCUCCCCUGGAUGCCCAGAGCCUACUAUAAGACAGCUGAUGCCAAGCCAACUUUGGCUCCCUUUUCCAGAAAUUCCGAGGGGUUAACUUCCAGCACGAUGCCUCCUUUAGUUUCCAACAGAAAAACCCUCUUUACCCGGUACACGCCUGAUGACUGGUACAAGUCCAACCUGACCACCUACAUGGAGGCAGAGACUUCCCGGCACAAUGCGGAGCUUCUGAGAAACGAUACCUCCCGCCUGAUUCAGGAUAAACAUCAGCAGACAAGCAAAACACAAACAGAAAGCACCAGAAACCUGGGAAAACGUGUCAGUGAUAUUGAAUUCUGGAAAUCAGAGCUCUGCCGUGAGCGGAAUGAGAUGAUUGGGGAGACCAAUGCACUC